Carica papaya (papaya) is the source of this 1885-nucleotide messenger RNA. NCBI's taxonomy places the organism in Eukaryota, Viridiplantae, Streptophyta, Magnoliopsida, Brassicales, Caricaceae. The record is from RefSeq and is a predicted model, not a curated record.
GGAAAACAAAAGUUCAUGCGAAAGAAAAUGCAUCUAAUUAUCGGAAGAUAAUCAGGUAGGAGUUUUGUAAACCUUUGUAUGAUUGAUCAACGAGCGGGUUGAAGAAGAUUUGGUAAUUAGGGCAGCGAGAUUAGGUUUUUUAAAUUCAUGGCAUUUUGGAGCAAGAGAGCAAGACGUAGGAUUAUUUUCAAAUGUGAUUUGAUUACAGAGCUGAAAACCUAAAACAAUCAAUUCGAUUGGCUUCAUGUAAAAUGCUUUAACGGUAAAUGGGAUUCAAAAGGAUCAGUUUGGAUGUUAGGGAUUCAAGAGAAAGAGGGCUGCUAAUAAUAAGGACGUGAGCGAUCUUUGGAUGGGGAAUUCAUGUGUUGGGCCAAAUCUGAAUGCUAAUGGAUUCUUACAAUCUGUUAGUGCCGCCGUGUGGCGAACCCGUCCGCCGGAGGACCGGCUGCCUCCGUCGAAGGACGAAAACAGCGGAAAGAGCACGAAGACGGAGGAAUCCAAACAGUCUGAUCGGUCUAAAGGCGACGUUUCUGCAAUGCCAGUACAGAGGACCCCUCCCGAGCCGGUGAAAAUCGGGACAGAGUUGCCGAAACCAAGCGAGGAAGAGAAACCUAGUAGGCCGGAGGAGGGGCAGAAGGGAACAGACGGUGGAAAGCCUAAGAAACCGAGUCACAUGAAGAGGAUGUCGAGUGCGGGGCUGCAAACAGAAUCGGUAUUGGGGAGGAAGACUGAGAACUUGAAGGAGAUUUACACUCUUGGAAGGAAGCUCGGGCAAGGGCAAUUCGGGACGACGUUUCUCUGCCUGGAGAAAGGGACGCAGACGGAGUUCGCUUGCAAAUCGAUUGCGAAGAGGAAGCUGACGACUCAGGAGGAUGUGGAGGAUGUGAGGAGGGAGAUUCAGAUAAUGCACCACUUGGCGGGUCAUCCGAACGUGAUUCAAAUUGUGGGUGCUUAUGAGGAUGCUGUUUCUGUUCAUGUUGUCAUGGAGCUCUGUGCCGGCGGGGAGCUGUUUGAUAGGAUUAUCCAAAGGGGGCAUUAUACAGAGAGGAAGGCUGCUGAGCUUGCCAGAUUAAUAGUUGGUGUUGUGGAGGCUUGCCAUUCUCUGGGUGUCAUGCACCGGGACCUAAAGCCUGAGAAUUUUCUUUUCAUCAAUCAAGAAGAGGAGUCCCCCCUCAAAACCAUAGAUUUUGGGCUCUCUGUAUUCUUUAGACCAGGUGAAACAUUCACUGAUGUUGUUGGGAGUCCAUAUUAUGUGGCCCCAGAAGUGUUGAGGAAGCAUUAUGGUCCAGAAUGUGAUGUUUGGAGUGCCGGGGUGAUCAUCUAUAUUCUGCUCAGCGGGGUCCCUCCCUUCUGGGAUGAAACAGAACAAGGGAUAUUUGAACAGGUCUUGAAAGGCGAACUCGACUUCUUAUCCGAACCAUGGCCAAGUAUAUCAGAAAGUGCAAAAGAUUUGGUCCGAAGAAUGCUUGUCAGGGAUCCAAAAAAACGGAUGACGGCUCAUGAAGUCCUCUGUCAUCCUUGGGUUCAAGUAGAUGGCGUUGCUCCAGAUAAACCUCUUGAUUCUGCUGUCCUGAGCCGUUUGAAGCAGUUUUCAGCAAUGAAUAAACUCAAGAAAAUAGCCAUCAGAGUUAUUGCUGAGAGCCUGUCUGAGGAUGAAAUUGCAGGAAUGAAAGAAAUGUUCAAGAUGAUAGACACUGAUAAUAGUGGACAGAUCACUCUUGAGGAACUGAAGAAUGGUUUGGAAAGAGUAGGUGCUAAUCUCAAGGAUUCCGAAAUUACUAGGCUAAUGCAAGCGGCAGAUGUUGACAACAGUGGUACCAUAGACUAUGGUGAAUUUAUUGCAGGAUGGCAGCUCCGGAAAAGCCACCCUACUUGUCCUGGUUAG